Molecule: messenger RNA, 826 nt
Organism: Papilio xuthus (Asian swallowtail)
Lineage: Eukaryota; Metazoa; Arthropoda; Insecta; Lepidoptera; Papilionidae
Gene: ccdc25
Product: coiled-coil domain containing 25 protein
Exons: 4
Coding region: 180-803 (207 amino acids)
Source: RefSeq, a predicted model, not a curated record
UAUCUAUCACCUAAAUUCAUCAAAAUGUUUUAUCCCGAAAUAUGUUAGAUGUGAUUUUGAAAAUAUCUUUUAUUAUCUGAAUAAAGUUGUACAAUAGAAACUUUCCAGCUUUUAUAACCUGAAUAUAUCUAACCCUUACAAUUUACAGUCAGUUGCACGAUUAAAAAUACGAAUUAACCAUGGUUUUCUACUUUACUAGUAAUGUAGUUUCUCCAUCAGUGACAUUAUUCAUGGGUGCUGAUAAGCAUGAAAAUGAAGACUUGAUUAAGUGGGGUUGGCCUGAAGAUGUCUGGUUUCAUGUGGAUAAAGUAUCAUCAGCCCAUGUUUAUCUACGUUUAGCACCGGGUCAAACUAUAGAUGACAUCCCAAAUUCUGUUUUGGAUGAUGCAUGUCAAUUAGUAAAGGCCAAUUCAAUAAUGGGUAACAAAAUGAACGACAUAGAUAUAGUAUAUACUAUGUGGUCAAACCUUAAAAAAACACCAAGCAUGGAGGUGGGUCAAGUAGCAUUUCAUAGAGAUAAAGACGUAAGAAAAGUAAAAGUUGCUAAAAGAUCUAAUGAAAUUGUAAAUAGACUACAAAAGACAAAGAAAGAAGCAUUUCCUGAUUUAAGACAAGAAAGAGAAAAUAGAGACAGGUCUGAGAGAGAGGAUAAAAAGAAAUUGCUAAGAGAAAAGAAGGAAAAGGAAAAAGAAGAAGAAAAACGCAAAAAAGAAGAGCAAGAAUUAAGAAGUUAUGCAACCCUUAUGAGAACUGAAAAUAUGUCUACUAACUACGAUGGUAAUGACUCAGAUGAGUUUAUGUAAAGUUAAUUGAUAUUUAUUAAAUU